AACUGCGGCAGAAGACACAAGCAAGGCAGUCAAAGCAGAGCCCCAAGAUGUGGUGCCUCCUCCUGCUGCUCUGCUCCCAAGGAAUUGCCUUCUCGGCAGGAUCCACAACAUCCUCCACUCUGACUUCAGACAAAAGCCAGUACACCAAGAACCGCAACCCUGAAUCCUUCAUGAAUGUGAGUGAAAUGAUCAGGUAUCAUGGAUACCCCAGCGAGGAGUAUCAAGUCACCACAGAGGAUGGAUAUAUUCUUGGUGUUUUCAGAAUUCCUGCUGGGAGGAACAGCCAAAAUACAGGCCAAAAGCCUGCAGUCUUUCUACAGCACGCUUUUCUAGGAGAUGCUACCCAUUGGAUUUCUAACCUGCCCAACAACAGCCUGGGCUUCCUCCUCGCAGAUGCCGGCUAUGACGUCUGGUUGGGAAACAGUCGAGGGAACACCUGGUCUUUGAAACACCAGACCCUUCAGCCCUGCCAGAAAGAGUUCUGGCAGUUCAGCUUCGAUGAAAUGGGUAAAUACGAUAUUCCAGCAGAGCUGUAUUUCAUCAUGAAUAAAACGGGACAGGAGGAUGUAUACUAUGUUGGUCACUCCGAAGGCACAACUGCAGGCUUCAUAGCAUUUUCUACAUACCCUGAGCUUGCUAAGCGGGUGAAAAUAUUCUGUGCUUUGGGCCCAGUAAUCACAUGCUCACAUGCUACAAGCCCUUUAAUUAAGAUAGCAAAGGUUCCUGAGCCACUUAUCAGGUUUGCAUUAGGCAGCAAAGGAGCCAUGCACCAAAUUGGAUUUCUGAAAGGACCUGUGACACAGUUAUGUGCAAGCCUGGAUAAGUUUUGUGGCCAUGUGCUCUGUAACAUAGCUGGAGGCAACAUAAAAAAUUUGAACACGAGUCGAAUAGAUACAUACGUAGGACAUUCGCCUGCUGGAACGUCAGUGCAGAACAUUCUUCACUGGUGUCAGAUUCCAUAUGCAGGCCAAUUUCAAGCUUAUGACUAUGGCUCUAAGGAAAACAUUAGGAAAUACAACCAGUCCACUCCUCCUGUGUACAAGAUAGAGAAGAUAAAUAUUCCAACUGCUGUCUGGAGCGGGGGAGAGGACAAAUUUGCAGAUCCAAAAGACAUGGCCAAGCUACUUCCUCAGAUUACUAAUCUCAUUUACCAUGACCAUUUUCCUGCCUGGGGACACCUCGAUUUCAUCUGGGGCCUUGAUGCAACGGAGAAAAUGUAUGAGAAAAUCAUUGAAAUAAUGACAAAAUAUUUUUGAAACCACAUGCACAGUGUCAGUUCGCUCAGUAAAACCUCAGGCAUUGGGCAGUAACGGUGAUAAACGCACAGACACAUACAAUGGACACCAGUCUAGG
Molecule: messenger RNA, 1353 nt
Organism: Apus apus (common swift)
Lineage: Eukaryota; Metazoa; Chordata; Aves; Apodiformes; Apodidae
Product: lysosomal acid lipase/cholesteryl ester hydrolase-like
Exons: 10
Coding region: 48-1256 (402 amino acids)
Biological process (GO): lipid metabolic process
Molecular function (GO): hydrolase activity, acting on ester bonds
Source: RefSeq, a predicted model, not a curated record